UUUGACUCUAACCCUUUGUGGCUUAGUGAAUGACUGGGGUGUGGGGCGCCUCUUCUGUUAUCCGUGCACAUUCAGUAUCCACAGGCUGGCUGCGAAUGAAUGAGGACCUUCAAGUAACUGCAACACAGACGCAUUUUCGUACAGAGCGUUGGCAAUCAAUUGUCAAGCCAAGAAGUUUCGUUUUCGACUCACAAAUCGUGUGCAUGCAAGCCUUGACCCAAGCGGCUUGAGCAACUCAGUUUUGUGGCUUUGUUGGCCAUGGCAAAGGGGAAAACCGGAGGCGGGGUGCAGAACAGGGCCAUCUACUCGCGCAUUUCCUUCCUUCAGCAAGCCGCUGUUGCUCUGUCACGCGCUGGGCAUGCACAUACUGGCCCUCGCGGCGAAGGUGCUGCCCAGUGCACUUCGGCGGUCAACAAUCCCCAUCCUCUUGCGUCCGACUCUGGAAGGGACAAACCUGCGCCCGCCCACCUAGAGGCCAUGGGCAGGCGGCUGGCGACGGAUUUGCGCGCUGUAUCCCUCAAGACGAGGAUUCGCCUCAAACCGGCUGUCAAACACACCAUUUGCAAGUUCUGCGACUCAGUUCUCAUUGACGGGGAGUCGUGCACAUCUAUCAUCGAGAACAAGAGCAAAGGGGCCAAGAAGCCGUGGGCAGAUGUCCUGGUUCGCCGGUGCCACACAUGCGGAGGGGAAAGAAGAUAUCCAGUCAGUGCAGCGAGGCCGAGUCGUAAAACGGAGCGCGGACUUGGCGGAGGCAGCAGUCACCUUCAACAACCAGCACACAAAGGUUCAGCCAUGCCAGAGCAUCAGAGUUGAGGCGGCCGCGGGCUUAGGCUUAGGCUUGAGGCAACUACAUGAUAGUGGUCGGGGCGGCACACCUGGCCUCUCCCGUCAAGAACUGGAGCCUUGCUGCCAUGCCUAGCUGGAGCGAGGGUCAGCCAGGAUCCGUUGAGGGGCGCCGGUGACCAUGGGACUUUCGCCGCUCUAUCAGGUCCACGACCGGCGCUGCAUACAAGCAAGAUCCGCCAUCGCAUCCACGCCGCAUUCGUGGGGAAACACGUCCAUCGUACACGCGCGAAGAUACAGCUCCACCACCUCGACCACCUCCCCCCGGCCGUCAUGUCUGGUUGCCCUGCUGUUGCUGGAUGGACUCUUCCCCGAGGACUUUGC
Molecule: messenger RNA, 1167 nt
Organism: Thermothielavioides terrestris NRRL 8126
Lineage: Eukaryota; Fungi; Ascomycota; Sordariomycetes; Sordariales; Chaetomiaceae
Exons: 1
Coding region: 259-813 (184 amino acids)
Biological process (GO): tRNA processing
Cellular component (GO): nucleolar ribonuclease P complex
Source: RefSeq, a predicted model, not a curated record